Molecule: messenger RNA, 1917 nt
Organism: Prorocentrum cordatum
Lineage: Eukaryota; Dinophyceae; Prorocentrales; Prorocentraceae
Source: the annotation of a GenBank genome assembly
GGGCGCGGGCGCGGCCCACCCGCGAGCCGCGCCACCCCGGCGCGGCGCGCCGGCGGCAAGGGCGCUGGCGGCAAGGGCGGCGCGGGGCCCUCGAGGGAGUGCCGGCCCCCGCCGCCGCCGCCCAGCGGCAGCCUCAAGGCGUUGCCGGCGGAGCACGUACAGGCCUUCUUGCAGUUGGUCCAGGAAGAUGGUGACUACAACGAGGCGCUCCGCGCGCUGCGCAAGGUGCGCCGCGCCGUGAAGGGGCGCGGCUGCUCCAAGGAGGCCUUCGGCGGCACGCGCGCGCUGAUGCACCACCUGCUCGAGGGCUACGCCUCGGCGGGGCGGCUCCCCGAGGCCCUGGAGCUCCUGGGCGACAUGAAGAGCGGAGCGGAGGCCCGCCUGGUGAGCGCCGCCGCCUUCAACGCCGUGCUCCGCGGUUUGCUGGCGCGCGUUGCGCUGGAUGAGGCGCGCCGCGUCGUGCGGGAGGAGAUGCCGCGCCUCGGCGUCUCGCCCAACGAGUCCUCCCUGAACCUGCUCAUGGACACGGCGGCGCGCGCGGGGCCGGCCCACCUCGAGGAAGCGUGGGACGUUCUGGAGGAGAUGCAGCGCCGCGGGCUGCGUGCGGACAAGUACACCGUGUCCAUCCUGACCAAGGGCAUUACGGAGCGCGGGGACAAGCGGCGGGCGCCACGGGGCGUUCUGUUGGUGGAGCACUUCCUCAAGACCCAGCAGGAGGACGUGGAUGAGGUUCUUGUGAACUCACUCCUGGACGUCUUCUGCAGGAUGAACGACAUGCCCAGGCUGGAGGCAACGCUGACAAAGAUGAAGGAGUACAACAUCCGGGGCUCCGCUGUCACGUACGGUACGAUUGUCAAGGCGUACGGCCGCGCGGGGAACAUCGACAAGGUCCUCCAGGCGUGGGAGGCGAUGUCGAAGGAGGGCCUCGAGGCAAACGCAGUCACGUAUGGCUGCAUGCUCGACGCGUGCGUGAAGUGUGGCCAUCUCGAUCGGGCUUUUCAGGUUUUCGCAGCGAUGAAGGAAAAGGGGCUUCACAAGAACACGAUCUUGUACGCGACGCUCAUCAAGGGUCUUGCGAAAUCCAAGGAUCCUUCCGCCGCAAGGAAGCUUCACCAGGAGAUGGUGGCCGAGGGCGUGACGUGCAACGUCGUCGUGUUCAACAGCCUCAUCGACGCCUGCGUGCGAGCCAACGACCUCAAUGGCGCCGCGGAGGUCCUCCAGCAGAUGACGGCGGCGGGGGUUUGGCCCGACCUCAUCACCUUCAGCACCCUCAUCAAGGGCUACUGCAGCAGCGGCGAGCUCGGCAAAGCCAUGCGCCUUGCAGAGGAGCUGCAGGCGCGCAACCUGGAGUGUGAUGAGAUCGUAUACAACUCGCUCCUGGAGGGCUGCGUGAAGGCCGGCGACCUGCAGCUGGGCAUGCGGCUCUUCACCGAGAUGCGGCAGCGGAACGUGCGGCCGAGCCCCGUGACGUUCUCCAUCCUGGUGAAGCUGCUCUCGCGCGCUGGCCGCCUCGAUCUCGCGUGCCACCUCGUUGCGCGCGAGAUGCGGGAGCUCCACGGCGUGGCGCCGACCCGCAUGGUGUGGUCCUGCCUCGUGACCUGCUGCGUCAAGGCCCGCGACGUCGACCGGGCGGUGGUCGUCCUGGACCUGCUCGACCGGGAGGGCGGCGCCGCCGGCGGCGCCCGCACCUCCAUGUACGCGACGGUGGUGGAGGGCUGCCUGGCGCAGGGCGAGGUGGCCGCCGCCAUGGGCCUGUGCGAGCGCGCCUACCUGCGCGCACACCCGGAGGAGAGGGCUCGCGGGGCCUGCUCUCCGCCGACCUUCUGCGGCGCGCCUUCGAGGCCGCCGGCGCGGGCGCCGGGCCCGGCCCGGCAGGCGCCGACCGCAUCGGGGGCCCGGCUCAGCCAUCAGGUGCGC